Acytostelium subglobosum LB1 is the source of this 1365-nucleotide messenger RNA. RefSeq lists its product as hypothetical. NCBI's taxonomy places the organism in Eukaryota, Evosea, Eumycetozoa, Acytosteliales, Acytosteliaceae. Gene Ontology annotation, molecular function: identical protein binding; pyridoxal phosphate binding; L-ornithine transaminase activity. Gene Ontology annotation, cellular component: cytoplasm. The annotation marks the transcript as partial. The transcript is spliced from 2 exons. The record is from RefSeq and is a predicted model, not a curated record.
AUGGACGGUCCAUUUGCUCAAACUAAUAUACAAUCACCGCCACCAGCUACCUCACACGAGAUGAGGGAGAAGGAUGCCGCUGCACACCAGGAGCAGUCGUCAUCGACACCAGAGUAUCACUCAGAGGAGUUGAUCAAGAUGGAGUCGGACUAUGCUGCCCACACCUACCACCCCCUACCCGUCGUGUUUAGACGGGCCAACGGCGUGUUUGUCUACGACAUGGAGGACAAGCGCUACUUUGACUUCCUGAGCUCAUACUCGGCCGUCAACCAAGGCCACAGCCACCCCAAGAUCGUCGCUGCACUCGUCGACCAGGCCCAGAAGUGUGCUCUCAGCUCGAGAGCCUUCUACAACGAGAUGUUCCCUCAGUACGCCAAGUACAUCACAGAGUACUUUGGCUACGAGAUGGUUCUCCCCAUGAACACUGGUGCCGAGGCUGUCGAGACAGCCAUCAAGUUGGCACGUCGUUGGGGAUAUGUACAUAAAAAGAUACCAGUUAACGAGGCAGUUAUCAUCUGCUGCCGUGGAUGUUUCCACGGAAGAACGAUUGGAGUCAUAUCAUUGAGUGAUGACCCAUCAUCAUACUCGAACUUUGGUCCACUGCUGAGUGGAUUCGUCAAGAUCGACUAUAACAACACAGACCAACUCGAGGAAGCCAUCCAGAAGUAUGGCGACCGUGUUUGUGGUUUCAUCGCCGAGCCAAUCCAAGGUGAGGCUGGUGUCGUCAUCCCAUUCGAGGGAUACUUGAAGAAGUGCCAAGAGAUCUGUCAGCAGAACAACGUUCUGUUCAUUGCCGACGAGAUCCAGACUGGACUGUGCCGCACUGGUCGCAUGUUGGCCUGUGAUUGGGAGGAUGUCAAGCCAGACGUCCUGCUGCUGGGCAAGGCCAUCUCUGGUGGUCUGCUCCCAGUCUCUGCCGUCCUCUCUUCAAAGGAGGUGAUGCUCACCAUCAAGCCUGGCGAGCAUGGAAGUACCUAUGGAGGCAACCCCCUGGCCUCCGCCGUGGCCAUGGCCGCACUGGCUGUGCUCCGUGACGAGAACCUCGCCGAGAACUCCAACCAGCUGGGCGAGCACUUUAGAAACCAGAUCAAGAACAUCCCAUGUCCUUUGAUCCAAGAGGUCAGAGGCAAGGGUCUGCUCAACGCCAUCAUCAUCGAUCCAAACGCAACCAUCUCUGCCUGGGACAUCUGUCUAAUGUUUGCCAACAAGGGAUUGUUGGCCAAGCCCACCCAUGAGAACAUCAUUCGUUUGGCUCCACCAUUGUCAAUCACAAUGUCACAGCUCGAGGAAUGCAUUGAGAUCAUUCGUCAGGUGUUUGCAGACACCGCAACGAUCAAUCCAAAGGACAUCCCCGGAAGAGACAAG